Aspergillus melleus is the source of this 459-nucleotide messenger RNA. RefSeq lists its product as uncharacterized. The transcript has a single exon. NCBI's taxonomy places the organism in Eukaryota, Fungi, Ascomycota, Eurotiomycetes, Eurotiales, Aspergillaceae. Bases 1 to 459 code for a protein of 152 amino acids. The record is from RefSeq and is a predicted model, not a curated record.
AUGCCCCGACCUGCGACUUCUCCCCUCCAGAAUCCCCCCGCUAGCACCGAUAGUGACCCCCGCGCUGGCUCCCCGAAUUCGAUGAGUCUCCGCCAUCGUGGUCCGACCCGCUCGGCCACUUUCGCCGAGGGCUCGUCGAACCUGCGGAAUGAACGACGGAACUCGACCUUAUCUGAUUCUGUAUCCGAGGCCCGAAAUUCAAUUCGUUCCUCGACCGAUGAUUUGUUCUUCCCCCGCGCCGCAAAACAGACCGAUGUCGACCUUCAUAACGACGAGUCGCAUUGGCAUUCAGCCCCCCUGGGCCUGGCGCUUUUGCCUGCUAUCGCCGGAGUCUUUUUCCAGAACGGAAGUGCCGUCGUGACGGAUGUCACUCUGCUGGUUCUCGCCGCCAUCUUCCUCAAUUGGUCGGUGCGAUUGCCAUGGUACGGUCUCGCCCUCUCCCCCGCCGUUCGCACCUGA